CCAAUUGCAACACACCUAAGCCUUUGACGCGCGCUUAUAUUUUAGAAAACGAAGACGAAAAAGUAAAAAUUUACAGACAUGGACGAAAACUUUAAUUUUAGUGUGUUUUCUUCGAAAUGUAAUGAGUACGUCCAGCAGCACCCAAUCAAUUUGAAAGAGCUGUGCAUCACAAAAUCGGUUAUAAAGACAAAUGAUUUCUUUAAAAGUGUCGAAGCCGAGGAAGCUGAAAUGGCACCGGCAUUGUCUAACAAAGAGCUUGGCACAAUGGAUGAAUAUGCAGAGCUGUUCAAAGUAUUUGACACAUAUCCCACUAAUCUCCAGCGUUUGCCGAAAAAACGUGAUCUGCAACGCACCAACUCCGCAAUUCUCAAGGGGAAUGAUACCAUACUGGACCAAACUGCUAUUAACAGUUCAAAUGUAUCUCUAGCACCUAUCUGCAAUCGCUUGGAUGAUCAGCCAAGCGCAGCAAAAGUGUACAGCGACUAUAAGAAGUUUCAACAGAAGUUACGACAAGCAUACAAUGAAGCUGCUUCCCUAGAAAAGGAACAAACUAAAUGGUUGGCCAAAAUCGCACAACUGGAAAUGUUUGUUCAACAGCUGGCGAAACUAAUGCCCUGCGAGAGAGAGGCGCCAGAUGCCUUCACGGCUGAAGAACAGAGCAAACUUGCUACAAUUGCAGAGAACAUGAUGGAAUUGAAUUAUCUGCGUGCCAACAGUCUCACCCAAUUGGUCAAUCCUAUGGACACGACUGGGCGUCAGGACACUUUUGUGGAUGUUCUAAACUACGCUCUGAUGCAAAUAAACUCAUUCUGUACUCCCUAAAUAUGUGUUUGUUUUCCCGUAAUUUUAUUGUAAUGUAAUAUUAUCCAGACAUUUCGGAUGUGUU
Molecule: messenger RNA, 886 nt
Organism: Drosophila navojoa
Lineage: Eukaryota; Metazoa; Arthropoda; Insecta; Diptera; Drosophilidae
Gene: msd5
Product: mitotic spindle density 5
Source: RefSeq, a predicted model, not a curated record